Molecule: messenger RNA, 2877 nt
Organism: Pestalotiopsis fici W106-1
Lineage: Eukaryota; Fungi; Ascomycota; Sordariomycetes; Amphisphaeriales; Sporocadaceae
Exons: 2
Coding region: 1-2877 (958 amino acids)
Biological process (GO): isoleucyl-tRNA aminoacylation
Cellular component (GO): cytosol
Molecular function (GO): isoleucine-tRNA ligase activity; tRNA binding; aminoacyl-tRNA deacylase activity
Source: RefSeq, a predicted model, not a curated record
AUGUCAAAAUCAUGGACGUCAACUCUACGGCUGCCCAAGUCCACAUUUCCACCAAGAGCCUCGGCCCAAUUGCGCGAGCAGUACAUUAAGCGGUCCGCGGACGACUUCUACGAAUGGCAAAAAGCCAACCGGCCGAGCGAUGAUACCUUUGUCAUUCAUGAUGGCCCCCCUUACGCCAAUGGCAACCUCCACGUCGGCCAUGCACUCAAUAAGGUCCUCAAGGACAUGAUCCUGCGUGUAAAAGUGCAGCAGGGACGGCGCGUUGACUAUAUACCUGGCUGGGACUGCCACGGCCUACCCAUUGAGCUCAAGGCCCUAGGCAAGGCCGAAGAUGGGGGCAAGCAUCUCACGCCUGUCGAGAUCCGCAAGUCAGCGAGGAACCUGGCAAGCAACACGGUUCUGAAGCAGAUGAAGAGUUUCCGGAGCUAUGGCGUCAUGGGCGACUGGGACCGUCGGUGGACGACCAUGGAUGCUGCCUUUGAGAUGCGACAGCUGAGACUCUUCCAAAAAAUGGUCAAGAAGGGCUUGAUCUAUCGUAGAUUCAAGCCAGUAUACUGGUCACCCUCUUCGAAGACGGCACUUGCUGAAGCCGAGCUGGAGUACAAAGAUGACCACGUUUCUACUGCAGCCUGGGUCAGAUUCCGCAUUGAUGAUUCUUGGAAAGAUGUUCCGGAGCUUGCAGAGGCCGCUGGAAGUAUGAAGGGAGGAUUAUACGCCAUUAUCUGGACCACGACACCAUGGACACUUCCCGCCAACCAAGCCAUCGCCGUCCAUGACGAUAUGAACUAUUCCAUUGUUAUGGACGGAGAAGAUGGAUACAUUGUCGCAGAAACUCGAUUGGACCAAACUCAAGAUAUGCUUCCCAACCAGACGUCUUCCGGCGCAUCUUCCAUUGCUGGCAAGCACUUCACAAACCUGAGUUAUCGGCACCCUCUAAAAGGCAAAUCCGCACCAUCACAACCAAUCAUACAUGCGGAUUUUGUCACGGCAGAUUCAGGUUCUGGUCUUGUUCAUCUGGCCCCUGGACAUGGUUUUGACGAUUACGAAGUCUGUCGCUCGUUGAAUUUGUCCGUCACGGCCCCCAUUGACAAUGAGGGCAAGUUCACAGCGGAUGCAUACCCGGAUGACCCAGAUCGACUGACCUCGGCACCUUCUAUCAAUCACGGUGGUAGCCAAUCUGUGAUUGACCUUCUUGGCAGUGAUAUUCUCCACGUCGAAAAGUACAAGCACAAGUACCCAUAUGACUGGAGGACAAAACAGCCUGUUGUCAUCAGGGCUACGGAGCAGUGGUUUGCCGAUGUAUCCCAUAUCAGAGAUGAGGCGCUGAGUGCCUUGGAGAGUGUGCGUUUCUUUCCAGAAGUGGGACGGAAACGUCUGGAAAGCUUUGUCAAGGGGCGCAGCGAGUGGUGCAUCUCAAGGCAACGUGCUUGGGGUGUCCCUAUUCCUGCUCUAUUUGAUAAGAAUGGGGCCGCUGUUGUAGAUGAAGCGACUGUUGAACACAUUCUGUCCGUCAUGAAAGAUCGAGGCACCGGGGCUUGGUGGUCUGAUGCACCGGAUGACCCAGCCUGGAUUCCUAGUCGCCUGUCUGGAGAAUACAGAAGAGGCACUGACACGAUGGAUGUGUGGUUUGACAGCGGUAGUAGCUGGAGCAUGAUGUCUGGCCAAGCCGACGUGUACCUGGAGGGAUCCGACCAACAUCGCGGAUGGUUUCAGUCGAGUCUGUUGACACGAGUUGCAGCUGGCGCCGUUGAAGACACUGGCUUUGUCAAGGGCGCACCCUUCAAACAGCUAAUUACACAUGGGUUCACCUUGGAUGGUGAGGGCAAGAAGAUGUCAAAGUCUCUGGGUAAUGUUAUUGAGCCCCAACAGGUCAUGGACGGGUCCCUGCUGCCACCAGUGAAGAGAAAGGGCAAGGCGGCACAAGGGCCACCAACGUAUGAUGCUCUCGGAGCUGAUGCACUGCGCCUGUGGGCCGCAAGCAGUGACUAUACCAAGGAUGUAGCUAUCAGUGAGACGGUACUCCGGGCUAUUCAUACCGCGUUGCUCAAGUACCGCACCAUUGCCAAGAUGUUGCUGGGCUCUAUGCAUGAGUCUGCUCGGUCAGCGCCACUCUUCACUGCAGACCAUAUCGCACUCAUCCAGCUGCGAGAUACAAUGGAGGAGGUUGGAAAAGCCUUUGACAAGCACGAGUUCUACAGAGGCUUCAGCAUUCUUAACCGAUGGAUCACAAACGAUUUGUCCGCUUUCUAUUUGGAGGCAUCAAAGGACAGGCUAUACUGCGGCGACGGAGGCGGUGUCAUUGAGCCCAUCUUCUAUGGCUUCAUGAGAAUGCUGGCACCAAUGACUCCGUCACUGGUCGAAGAGGUCUGGGAGCAUCGGCCGGAGUGGAUGAAGCAGGACAUGGCCGUCGUUCACCCUCUCCACCAGUUGUAUGCGACUCCCGUGAUCUCGGAAGAUCGCCUCACGUUGGAUCUCCCGGCCGUACGAAAAGAUAUUCCGACCCUAAUGGCUGUGCACUCGGCCAUCAAAACAGGCCUCGAGAAAGCCCGGGCUGACAAGGUCGUGGGAUCCUCGUUGCAGAGCUCAAUUGUAGUGUCGACGUCUGACGCAGGAGUAAUUGCCGUCCUGGAAAGAUAUGCCGAUGAGCUGGCCAACAUGUUCGUUGUCUCGUCGCUCGAGAUUACUGCAGGAGAUGCAUCCCCCAGCACCCCAGGAUGGGAACAAUACAAGCAGGAAAUCGAUAUCAAUGGAAGUGGUGUCAAGGGCACCAUUGCAGUCCUCCCACCGCACGAUGCAAAGUGUUCUCGCUGCUGGCGGUAUAUCGCCCCGGUCGAGGAUUCCUUGUGCGGUCGCUGCGAGGAGAUGGUCAAAGAGUAG